AUGGCCGAGGCGGCGGAGUCCUUUGCCGAUGCAGUCGUCCGUGUAGAAGACGAGACAGGGAUACGCGCUCCUUGGAGGGUGUGGCCUCAGAUGCGCCAUGACUCGACCAAGCUCGGCGUUCCCCUUUCACUCGUAUAUACUCCACUCAAAGCGGUGGCUAAUCCCUACCGUGCCUCGUAUGCACCCGUGAGGUGUUCAGGCUGCUCUGCCGUUCUCUCCCCGUUCACAUACGUCGACUAUCAAAAGAAGAGCUACGUUUGUUCUUUCUGUUCACUGAUGCAACCAUUGCCCCCCAGCUAUGCACAGAUUACCCCGGAGUACCGUCCAGCUGAGCUCCAUGACGUUUACAAGACCAUCGAAUAUAACCUUUCGGCUACUCAAGCGGCCGCAGGAGGUCACGCCACUCCUCAAGUUGCUCCCGACUAUGCCCCCAUCUUUGCUAUCGUUGUGGACACGUGCUGCGAAGAUGCCGAGCAGUUUGCAAAGAUGAAGGAGUCACUUCAAUGGAUUGUAGAUGUUCUUCCUUCUAACAGCAAGAUCUGCCUGGUCUCUUUCGGUUCUGUUGUUACUGUUCAUGAAUUGGUAUUUGACUUCUGUCCUCGAAAAGUUGUCCUUAGGGGUCUUGUGGAUAUUCCCCCCGCGCAGCUAGAGCAGUAUCUUGGAUUGAAAACAACUACCCAGCGUUUCUUGCAACCUCUGAGCUUGUGCCAGAACAGUCUGGUUCAGAUACUGGAAGACCUUAUGAAGGACCCGUGGGUGCCCCCUCCCAAGUGCAGACCUCACAGAUGCCUUGGGGCCGCUCUAUCUAUUGCGACUUCUAUUCUGCAAAGCCUAUCUCUUCCCGCAGGCAUACCAAUUACUAUGGACACCACAAACGCCACAGCAGUGAGACCAACGACAGGAUUUGCAGGGCGUGUUGUUCUAUUGACUUCCGGCCCAUGUACUGCAGGACCCGGAACCGUUGUAGACAUCGAUCUUUCUAUGCACUUGCGCCACUGGCCGGACAUUGAGAAGAAGACAGACGUAGCUAAGCACGUGAAGGAUGCCCAGCGUUUCUACACAUCUCUAGGUGAACGUGCUGCAACAAAUGGAAUAUCUUACCACGUUUUCAGCUGCUCGGUGGAGCAGGUUGGUCUUUAUGAGAUGUACCAGAUGGUUAGCAUGACUGGUGGGCAUAUGAUGAUCUCUGAGUCGUACAGCUAUCAGGCUUUUGUACGAAGCUGGCGGUGCUUCUUUGAUCAACUUGUUCAGGCUGCCCGACAAGAGGAAACGGAGACCACGGGUAGAGGCGAGAUUAACGAGGACGAGGAGGAGGGUGAUGAGCCAGAGCUUGUCCCACUUCAGUUUGGGUCCCGCGCUAUUAUCGAGGCAUCGAUCGGUUCUGGAGGAAAAAUCACAGGGUGUGUUGGACAUGUCGUCCCGCUUCCUCCUACUGUGAGCACAAAGGGCUCUCAGCAGGCCCCCACAUGUAGCAAUCCUGCCUUUGUUGCAGGCACAUUCUAUGAGGGAGGCUCGAAGGUGCUAAGUCUAGGAGGACAAGAUAAUGAGAUUGGCCACGGGUUUACGAACAGAUGGCUGGCAAGCCACAUAGACUCUGAGAGCACCUUCUGCUUUUGCUAUGAGGCUAAUCACGACCCGAAGAAUGCGAUGGCAUUGACUCUUCCCGCUUACAUACCCGUUCAAUUCCGCACUUUAUACAUUGAUAAUGUCACUGGAGACCAGAUUUUGAGGGUCACGACGUACGUCUUCCAAGGGGCCAAUCCUCUUUCAGAUUGGGCAAAAAUCAGUUCCGAGUUUGACCAAGAGGCUGCUGCAGUUGUGCUAGCAAAGAUCACAAUGUUCAACUUGAUGCAUCGACCCGGAAUCACUACAGACGAAGUUAUGCGCUAUAUAGACAGGUCAAUUAUCAAGCUUUCACAGGCUUUUUCGUCCUAUCAGCUUCAGAAUGCUGCUACACUUGUAUUUCAGCCAAACUUCGAAUUUUUCCCACAGUUCCUUUACCACUUCAGAAGAUCAGAGUUUAUACAAUUGUUUGGACAGUCCCCUGACGAAACAGCGAUGAAGCGCUUCCAGCUGUUAAGGCAAACAACUGCAAACGUUCUGACCAUGAUGCAGCCGGUUCUCUACGCAUACACAGUGACAAACCCCGAACCAACACCAGUGUUCCUAGAUUCCAGUGAGGCUACUCAGGAUCGAAUCUUGCUAUUUGAUUCAUUCUUCAACGUGCUGGUUUGGACGGGUUCAUCUGUGGCAGCGUGGCGUAAAGCCGAGUACCAUCUCAAGCCAGAAUAUGCGAACGUCGCGACGCUGCUAGACGCGCCGAACUAUGAAGUGGAGGAUAUACUCAACGAACGCUUUCCAUCGCCGCGGUAUGAUAACGCAGACCAGGGAACGUCACAGGCACGCAUAUUAUUGGCUCGCGUGAAUCCAACUACAACACAUAAAAGCAACCAGACAUUAGGAGGGUUCACACUCGGGAACGGAGGUCAGCCAGAAGCAGUGGGUGAAGUUGUCGCCACCGAUGAUGUCAGCCUACAGAAGUUUUUAGCGGCUUUGAAGGAGAGCGUAGUGCAACAAGGGAAGUAG
Molecule: messenger RNA, 2586 nt
Organism: Giardia duodenalis
Lineage: Eukaryota; Fornicata; Diplomonadida; Hexamitidae
Product: Sec23
Exons: 1
Coding region: 1-2586 (861 amino acids)
Biological process (GO): intracellular protein transport; endoplasmic reticulum to Golgi vesicle-mediated transport; COPII-coated vesicle cargo loading
Cellular component (GO): COPII vesicle coat; endoplasmic reticulum exit site
Molecular function (GO): GTPase activator activity; zinc ion binding
Source: RefSeq, a predicted model, not a curated record